CCCCUCAACCCCAAACCGCUCACCAAACCUAUCAUCCAAUGGCUUCCCUGCUCCUCCUCAUCGCCGUCCUCCUCACCGCCAUCUCGCCGUCGGAAUUCGCCGCCACGGAAAACUCCUCCGAUUUCAUCCGUCGCAGCUGUGCUGUAACUCUCUACGCCCAACUCUGCUACAACUCCCUGAAACCAUACGAAUCCACCGUCCGGCAGAGCCCGUUAACCCUCGCCAUCGCCGCCGCCAACGUCAGCCUCGCCAAGAUAAAAAAAGCUUCUUUGCAGGCGGCGGAGUUGCGGCGCAGCAGCGUGGGGAGGGUAAGCGCGGCCCUGCGUGACUGUGUUGAAUUGCUGGGGACGGCGGCGGAGUUGACUAAGCAGUCCGCAUCAGAGAUUCAGAAGCUUGGGCCGGCGGCGCAGUCGGGCGGGCCGAGUUUUGCUUGGGAGGCAUCCAACGCUCAGACGUGGAUGAGCGCUGCCCUGACUAAUGAAGAUACCUGCAUCGACGGAUUUAACGACGCCGGCGGCGGCUCCGCCGCGGUGUUGACGGCGUUCCUUACGAAGGUUGGGAGGGUGGAGCAGUAUACAAGUAACGCUCUUGCGCUGCUUAAUGCUCUUGUGGAUGGUUGAUUGAUUCCUCUGUGGGACGUUCUUCUGUGUGGUUAAUGUUAUCCUAGCCGUACAAUUAACUUUGGACGGUUAAUACCGGAUUCCUCAAAAUUUAUUCUCUCUUAUCCCGUCAAAAUGAUCACAAUCAGAACAGUGUUAAAUAUCUUAUACAGAAAUUAUUUUAACUGUUUGCAA
Molecule: messenger RNA, 794 nt
Organism: Dendrobium catenatum
Lineage: Eukaryota; Viridiplantae; Streptophyta; Magnoliopsida; Asparagales; Orchidaceae
Product: pectinesterase inhibitor 9-like
Exons: 1
Coding region: 39-620 (193 amino acids)
Biological process (GO): negative regulation of catalytic activity
Molecular function (GO): enzyme inhibitor activity
Source: RefSeq, a predicted model, not a curated record